This is a messenger RNA of Limulus polyphemus (Atlantic horseshoe crab), 8188 nucleotides long. Its product is annotated as MOB kinase activator-like 2. Gene Ontology annotation, cellular component: nucleus; cytoplasm. The record is from RefSeq and is a predicted model, not a curated record. The transcript has 5 exons. Gene Ontology annotation, biological process: signal transduction; positive regulation of protein phosphorylation. NCBI's taxonomy places the organism in Eukaryota, Metazoa, Arthropoda, Merostomata, Xiphosura, Limulidae. Bases 253 to 1257 code for a protein of 334 amino acids. Gene Ontology annotation, molecular function: protein kinase activator activity.
CUAAAAUGAACGUAGCGCAUUCAGUGAAGUAAUUUUUUGUCAUUCAAAUGAGAAGAGACUAAACGAGUCAGUUGAGAAAUAUCAACAGUCAUAAUAGAUCGGUUGAUUAAUCUAAGUAUUUUUAAUCAGGCUGUACUCAAUUGCGUUCUACAUAAUAAAUAUUUCACUGUCGCCCUUUUCCGGCUUUGGGAGUUUAGCAAAAAGGGAGCUCACUCCUACGUAAAUGCUUAUUUCAGUACUUAAGCUGACUUCAUGAAACAUUUUUUCAACGGAAUGUUUGUUCUCAAUUUUGUGUGGAAAACUCGUCGGAAAGAUAAGGAUGCAGUGGCGCCCUCUCAAGAAGAGUCGAAGUUAUAUCUGGAGCCCGCAGUACUUGAAUCUACAAUCGAAGAAAGCAUGUUACGGGAAGUAGUAGAACUUCCAACAGGUUUGGAUUACACCGAAUGGCUGGCGUCUCACACAUUAGCAUUUUUUGACCAUGUCAACCUAAUCUAUGGAACAGUAUCAGAAUUCUGUACAAUGUCAGGUUGUCCAGACAUGAUUGGUCCCUGCAAUAGACAGUAUCUGUGGUUUGAUGAGAAAGGGAAGAAAUGUAAGGUUGCAGCCCCACAAUAUGUAGAUUAUGUGAUGACAUUUACACAGAAAACUGUGAAUGAUGAAUCUGUGUUUCCUACAAAGUUUGAUAAGGAGUUCCCAACAUCUUUUGAAUCCAUAGUGAAGAAAAUUCACAGGUUAUUGUUCCACGUGAUAGCCCAUGUUUACCAGGCUCAUAUCAAGGAAGUAGUUCUUCUUAAUCUGCAUGCUCAUCUCAACACACUCUUCUCUCACUUUAUGAUCUUCAACAAACAAUUCUGUCUCGUAGAUGAAAAAGAGACUGAAGUGCUUCAGGACUUAGCUGUUGCAUUGAAACUGUACUCCUCGGAAGAUGAGAAGAGAGAAACUGAUGAGCAGAAUGACACUGGAAAAGAGGUUAACAUAGACAGAAGCAAGCAUCUUGUGAUUGAGAAUUCAGCAGAGUCUGGAGCUCCAGAAAAUGAUUUAUUUAUUAAAGAAGGAAAUAAAAGAUCUGCAUCCCCUUGCAUUGUUUCCCAGUCGGUAUCUACUCCCUUUAUAUCAUCAUCUAUAACGGCCUUACACACGCGAGCUAAUUCAGGUGGACCUUCAAACACCAAUUCUUGUGCAAUGGACACUACAAUAUUUACUGGUGGUUCUUCCUUUGCAGCUUCUUGUGGGUCUUCACCGGUGAAGUUCCAAUAGUCAGUACCUUAUUGGGCCUACUCUUACUGCAUUGGUGAUGAUCACAACAUCAGAAUUUACGUGAACAGAUUUCAGAAGCAUGUUUUUGAAGAGAGUGUGAAUGAUCAUGCUUAGGUUACUGUUAGUCAGCACAUAACCAUCUUUAUUGAUACCUUCAUCUGGAGACAGGUACAUGUGCUAGUAGUUUGGUGUUUUGUGUCAUUCCCAUUGCAGGAAGCUCUUUAUCAAAUCAAGUUUGCACCUAGAAGCUAGGUAGUUUAGCUUCAUCACAGAAGAUAGCAUUGGGAGACUGGGUGUCAAACUCAUCACUCAACAAAUUUAAAACUAAGCUGUUAUAGUUUGAAGCAGGGAAGUAUUUAGAUUAUUUGGGUGAGCCAGUUUAUAGUAUUUGUUAGAGUUACUCCCUCCCCCCCUUCUAUAAAACUGUUCAGAUUUUUUUUUUAAAUAAACUGAAUUUUUUUCUAGUUUACAACUGUUAAAAGUAUUUAUUUUGAUGUAAAAAGUUUUUCCCCUUUUAAUUAUGUCAUAACUUUCUGUUUGUGAUAGUGAACAAUUGAAAUGGUUUUAAAUUUAAGAAGUAGGGUUUUUAGAAAUUUUCCUUGAACUUUGCAUUGAUAUAUUUUUAAAAAGUCCAUUUGGUUUGUAUCAUGAGUGAAAUUUUAUUGUUUGUAUUAUUUUAAUUAAAAAUAGUGUUAAAGGUUUUCAUAUUUUGCUUAUUUCUGAGCUGUAGGUAGUUAAGAAACAAAAUUCGUGGCACAAUUAUUAAAUAGAACUGUAUAAUAGUUUAAAAAUUUCGAUCUUUUAUACUCUUAAAGAAAAAAGAAUUAGUUGAUAAAAUAUUUAAGUUCAGGAAGUGCUACAGGUUAUUAAGUUCUAUAUUAGAGGAAAAAAAAACAGUUAAAACUAGAAGAUAAAAAAUGGAAUUGGAUAUUUUAACACAAGUAGCUGGUGCUCUGAUUAUUCACUUCAGUGAGCAUUACAUUUUAAAUGAUUGUAUGCUAAUAGACUUAGUGUAACUAUAAUCUUAUAUGUGAAAAAACUUUAAGAAAUUUUGGAAUUUGGUAAAAUACUAGUUAGUACUUUCUUCCAACAUCUUUUAUUCACUAUUUAAAACAUGAAGUAUUCAUAUAAGAAAUUUAAAAUAUCAGACUUCCAGUGAAUGAAAACUUGGCAGAUGGCAUCGUUAAAUCAGAUUGGCUUCUGAUGUUUAUGAAAAAAGCUAGACAGUUGUGAGAUAAAAAUAAUAACUUUAAUCGUAAUAUAUCACUUAAAUAACUAACCAUUUGUAAAGUGUACUAUACACAAAUCUUUAUUAACAUGUACAUAUCAGUGUAGGUAACAGAUCCACUGUUAAAAAGCUUAUUUGCUUUAAGGGAAAAGUUCCUCAUACAAACUCUUUUACUGUAAGCCAAAGUCUUUUUUUUUAAGAUUUUUUGUUUCUUUACAUUAAGAAACAGUCUUUUUGUAUAGCCAUGUCUUUGUUAAAUGUAAGGAACAUUCUUUCUCUAUAGAGGAACAGACUAGCAUUAUACACCCUGUAUUUUUUUACUGUGAGAAGCAGAAUUCUGACACAGGCUGUAGGUAAUUUCUUAAAAGGAACUAAUUUGUUUGUUUAUAAUAAAGAACAGGCUUCUUGCACUGGCCCUGGAUAGUUCACUGAAAGGAACAGAUUUACUGUAUAGACCUUGUGUUUGUUUAUGGUAAGAAGUAAGCAUCUUGUAUAGACUUUGUGUUGUUUAUUGUAAGGAGUAGUCUCCUUCUACAGGUCCUGGGCAGUUUACUGAAAGGAGCAGAUUUACUGUAUAGACAUUGUGAUUGUUUAUGUUAAGGAGUAGUCUCUUUGUACAGGCCCUGGGUAGUUUACUGAAAGAAACAGAUUUACUGUAUAGACAUUGUGUUUGUUUAUAAUAAGGAGCAGGCAUCUUGUACCAUCCCUGGAGAGAUCACUGAAAGUAACAGAAUUACUGUAUAGACCAUGUGUUUGUUUGUGGUAGGGAGCAGCCAUCUUGUACAGGCCCUGGAUAGAUCACUGUAAGGAACAGAUUUACUGUAUAGACCUUGUGUUUGUUUGUGGUAGGGAGCAGGCAUCUUGUACCAUCCCUGAAGAGAUCACUGAAAGUAACAGAUUUACUGUAUAGACCUUGUGUUUGUUUGUGGUAGGGAGCAGGCAUAUUGUACCGUCCCUGGAGAGAUCACUAAAAGGAACAGAUUUACUGUAUAGACCUUGUGUUUGUUUGUGGUAGGGAGCAGGCAUCUUGUACUGUCCCUGGAUAGUUCACUGAAAGUAACAGAUUUACUGUAUAGACCUUGUGUUUGUUUGUGGUAGGGAGCAGGCAUCUUGUACAGGCCCUGGAUAGAUCACUGAAAGGAAGAGAUUUACUGUAUAGACCUUGUGUUUGUUUGUGGUAGGGAGCAGGCAUCUUGUACCGUCCCUGGAGAGAUCACUGAAAGUAACAGAAUUACUGUAUAGACCUUGUGUUUGUUUGUGGUAGGGAGCAGGCAUAUUGUACUGUCCCUGGAUAGUUCACUGAAAGUAACAGAAUUACUGUAUAGACCUUGUGUUUGUUUGUGGUAGGGAGCAGGCAUCUUGUACAAGCUCUAGAUGGUUUACUGCUGUGUUUUCCAAACUUUUUUUUCACUGAUGACACCCUAACCAACUUACCUUGAUUACAUUGACAUCCCUGUUGCCACAAGCAAUACAUUUUUAUGAUCUUAACUAUUCUUCAUCUGAUAAAACUCUCACACAGUUUUGAAACUACUAAGUUUCAUGAACGAAACAGACUUGCUGCUUAGACUGUUUUUUCAAGUGUAAAAAACAUUUAUAUUGUUGAAUUGUUGUGUUUGGUUCAUACAAGUGUGAUGUCAGCUUAGUUUCGUGUACAAUAAGUAAGAAUUUUACCAUGAACCUGUGUGGAACAUCCAGGCUGCUUAUGGGUAACUGUGUGUUCUUCAUAUCAUGAACACAUACUGAAAUUUUGAAUGAACCACAAAUGCUUCCUCUGUUUCUUAUUGAAAAUUUCCUCUAAUAAAAUAUGUACUAUUUGUAACUUCUCAUGCUCAGUUCUAGAAAAGGUUGUAGGAUUUUUUUAAAUGGACUUGAAAUUCUUUACCUGAUAGUUUUAUUUAAAAAAUGUUAGGUGAGAACGUUAAUUUUUAUUUCGGUGUUUUAGUUGUAUGUUAUUGUUGUCAGUGGUUAGAUUUUUCUGAAUUAAAAGUUGUCUUCUAUUUUAAAAAAGCGUUUCUAAGUUUAAGUUAACACUCUUCUAAAGCUAUUUUAGUAACUUCCAGAACUUUUUUAAAAUCAACAUUUGAUAGAAAUGAAGUAAUAAUUUAUUUGGUACUGAUAAGUUUUGUUGUUAAAGUCUCUUGCCCCUUAAUGUCUAGCUACAGAGAAAAUUGAGUAUUUGUUCAGUUAUUUUGCUGCUGUAUUCUAUUGGGAAUGUGUAGUUGCUAUAGUUUUGUUUCUAACUUUACUGUUCUGGCUGUAUUAAGAGAUUUUUUACUAUCACAUUCUUGUGACCUUCUUUUCAGUGUGGAUCAGAAUCUUAUGUUUUGAAUAUAUAAUCUGGUUUGAGGAUGUGAGUUGUUCUCAUUUCUUGCUGUGAUGACUUAUGAUUACCUUCACAUUCCUGCACUUGAAUAGGUUAUUAUGGUCAGAAUGACACCAGUCAUUAUGUAAAAAAAAAAUACUAGGAGGUUACUGGACUUGAGUCACUCAAAGAAACAACUUAUUAGAAAUUUCUCAUUUGUGAUACAACAAAUUUUAUAGUUGAGAAAAUCUGAAUAUAUGUAAAUUCAAUGAGAAAAAGUACUUGAAUAAAUGCACCUUCAAUUUCAACUUUGGUGCAUGAUUUAAUCUAAGUUAACAUUUUUAUUUACAAGUUAUACUACUGUGAUUCAUGUAACUUUUGAUUUGUGUGUAAAAAAAACCAAUAUCAGUAGGACCUGAAAAUGUUGAAAAUAGAAGGUUUUAUUUUGUAACCAAAUUAUGAAGCUGCCGAUUAUUACUAUUAUUUUUAAGAAACUCUAUAACCCUAACUGAUUUUAUUUGUGUAUGUGAAUAUGUCUCUGGAGCUGGUAUGUUGGAGAUUUUGUAGAUGUAUGUAUAUAUUUAAGAAGGUAUUCUAUUUAAGAGAGUAAAGUUUUGAACCUGGUAAAACUUGAUAAAGGGCUUAAUCUAAAGUGUGGUGUAAGGUAAACCUCAUUUCAGAAUACUUACCAGGUAAUGUUGCCUUGAUAAUGAAGAAACCAUAAGAGCCUUAUCACAAAGAAGUGUACAUUGAUGGCGUUGUUAGAGAUAGUUAUUUCUUGUAUAGAUAGUUGACUAUUAGCUUGUACAUAAAGAAAUCACGUUAUUAAGUUGAUGUUAAACCUUGAAUGUCAGUUUACGUUACACCAACAUAUCGUACAUACUGACUUCUCUUUCUUCUGUCGGUAACAAGGGAUGUAACCACCAGAACGCUUCUUUCAAUAGCUUGAGAAGAGCCUUGAAAAGACAACGAUAUCCAGUACUAGAUGAACCAAAAAAAAAAAUCUUUAACUGUGGCAAUACUUAGGCUCAUCUCAUACCUGUUGCCAUAGUGAGUCAUCUUUCUUGCUCAUUUGAUUAUUAAAUGAUGGAUCAGACACGUUUAGAAAGACUAUGCGACGUUGCUGUAAUUUACGGAGAUUCCCUUCUCUCUGGCUGUGACUGUGUAGCAGAUCAGUACUCUUAAGCUUUGCUUUUCUGUACUUGCAUCUCGUCUAGUAAUCUGUUCUUCCGUAGACUCUAGUUAGUUUUAAGGAAUUCUGGAAACUUAGAACUAAAUCCUUAGCUCUGUAGUCAGAUUUUUUGUAGAUGUUAUCUCAUUUUAUCUUUCCGAUAUCACUAGAAAGAAAAAUAAUUGUUGUGAAUUAACUCCCUCUGAUACAAUUGAAAAACGGCUCCUUUUGUGUUAUAAACCUACUGGUAAAGAAGAGUGACGUAAAUAACUACAGUCACCUGUUGUUGUUUUUUUCUAGAGCUUUAAGUAAUAUUUGUCAAAUAAAAAAGAUAACAUUAGUAAUUUUCACUUCACAAAAAAAGCUUUAUAUCACCAGAAACUACGUAAUGUCUGUGGGUACGUAGUUUGUACUUGUUAAAUACAUAGAUAUAGCUGAUGAUGCCUAAAGGUCAAAUUGACAAUGAGUAUUUAUUUUGCAACGCAGUGAACUUUGUUGAAUAAGAGAAUAUUUUGUUAAGUGUAGAAGUACUGAAUGUCCAUAGCCAUGAAUAGCUUGAAUGACCUGUCUGUACAAGCUGUAAUUUCUGUUAGUUACAAUGUGUUAGUUUAAUAUGGAGUUAACUAACUGUAGAAUACACGCUUUAUAAAAAGUAUUCUUUGUUGAAGAUAGAUAUUGUUGCAGUUCUCUAAAUGUAGGCCAAAAUUGAGAGAGAAAUCUAUAUAGUAUAUAUAUAGAGACAAAUUUGGAAAAAACAGUGAAUUUUAAAACAACCCUGAAUGCAUACAGAGGUUGAGUACAUUAUAUUAAAACGAUUUUGGAGCCUGACCACGUCGUUAUAGUCCAUUUCGCUAUGUCCGAUCAAGCUCUUAAUAGGUAACAAGGGGUCCGGGGUGGCACAACAAAAAGCAUGUUUAUGGGGAGGGGCACCUUAAAAGUAUGUGCACCACUGCUCAAACUAACAACCAUGCAUAUCUUGACAAUGUCACUGCAGCAUAUUUUCCAUUAUAAAAGGCUCACUUGUAAGGUUGUCAUGCUUAAGACACACCAUACCUCACUGCAUCUAAGUGUACGAGAACGACGAUGAACCUGUUUCAACACUCCAAUCACAUAGAAAUUCGUGCACGCUGGGUCCUGGGCGAAUUGACCAAUGUGUCUCUUAUAGAAUAGCAUGAAUACCCGUUUCGUUCUCCAGCUGUUUGAGGUUCUCGAUGGUUGAUUGUAUACGCGUGAUUUGUGUCACUUUUCCAGACUAUGUUGUGUACUGUUGCCUGUGGUACGUGGGCGGUUUUUGCUACUGACCUUGGUGUUCGUGGAUCCUCGCCUGUUACAAGAUGACUGGGGUAGACUAAUUGCAGGUCCUUUGAGUAUUAAGAGAUGAGGAUCUCAUUAGAUGAUUAAUACUGGGACCCCUUUUCAGUGGAAAUAUAUAGAAUAAUCGCUUAAAAAAUUUCCUCUGUGAAGCUGAUCACGAUAUUAAAUUUUAGCUGGUCUCUUUUUGGAUGGUCCUGAUACUCCGUUUGGAUCUAUAUUCCUUUGUUUUCAAACAUCAUUUAAUACAAGGUAUACAUCCCUUCUUUGAAAUCUUAAAUCUCCAAUCUGAACAUGUUUUGUGAUAUGAAUGUGCGAAUAUUUUGCGUAGGAGGGGGAUGUACUCUUCCCAAACGACGAUAAAGUUUCGGUGGUAUCACACUACCUACGCAACCCCCAAACAAUGUCAAAAUGUAUCUUUGACACAUUCCGAUCCAAUGCCAGCUUAUAUCGGCUGUGAUUGUCACGUGACUUCCUGAUUUGCAUAUUCAAUUAAUAUAACGUACUCAACCCUGUAUAUUUGUAUGGCACGUUUAAUGUUAUCUGUUGUAAAAUGGUGUUACAUGUAAGCUUCUACAAUGUAAAAUUAAACAAGCACUACUUCUUAAUAUUUUGUACAGAUGGCGCUACCUUGACAACACUUCUGUUUAUCAUCUUGAGAAACAGUUCGAAAUGUUUUAUAAUUCACAGUUUUUCUAUCUCGGUAAUUGAAACAAUAUUUGUUCUUUGAUUAUUCAAAGUGUUAUAAAAAAUAUACAACAAGUUGUCAACCAUUCUUAUUUCCUGUUUUAGUUCAAGCUGUUAUCUUUGGCUGUCUAUUUGUAUACUAGCACUGGUUACACUUUACCGUUUUUGUCUUGUAUAAAGAUUUAAGGACAUGCUAGUCACCGACAAAAUAAUAAAAUAUUUAGAGGAAUUA